CCCGUAUACUCACCCAGCAUGUCCACCCAGCCCCUCCUCCAGCGUACUGCCAAGAAGCGUAUCGCCCUCCCCGUCCGCGUCGAGCCCAAGGUCUUCUUCGCCAACGAACGAACAUUCCUCUCAUGGCUCCACUUUGCAGUCGUCCUCGGCGGUCUCGCCGUCGGUCUUUUGAACUUUGGCGAUAAAGUCGGCAAAAUAUCCGCCGCAAUGUACACCAUCAUAGCCAUGGGCGUCAUGCUCUACGCCCUCGUCGUAUACCAGAUGCGUGCGCGCGCCAUCCGUCUCAGGACGGGCGCGCCUUAUGAUGAUAGGUUGGGGCCUACGAUGCUCUGCGUAGCGCUCUUGGCUGCUAUCGUGACAAACUUUAUCCUCAAGGCUGUAUACGAAUAAAAUCCCCCUCUUUCCUUCCCUUCCGCCUCUUCUGAAUUCGACCUUCUUCCACCCACUCCCCUCCAAACCCCCCUUCAGCUUCCUCUCUCCCUCCCCGACAAAUCAUUCUGUCCCCCAACUCCUCCGAUACCCGAUACAUGAAGAGCAGAGCAAAAAACAGUUGGUGCUUAGUAGAAGUCUAACGGAGGCGAUGGGAUAGUGGGCACGAGAGAGAAUAGUAAUGGCGAAAGAACCGAGGGGUG
This is a messenger RNA of Cryptococcus amylolentus CBS 6039, 632 nucleotides long. Its product is annotated as vacuolar transporter chaperone 1. The record is from RefSeq and is a predicted model, not a curated record. NCBI's taxonomy places the organism in Eukaryota, Fungi, Basidiomycota, Tremellomycetes, Tremellales, Cryptococcaceae. The transcript is spliced from 5 exons. Gene Ontology annotation, cellular component: vacuolar transporter chaperone complex; fungal-type vacuole membrane. Bases 19 to 390 code for a protein of 123 amino acids.